AUUCAGCAUCACGAUGCACCAUAGCCAAAUUACCUUUUUGAACAAAAUGUUCUAGAAAGUUGCGAUCCGAUUUGUAUAAUUUUUGAUUUAUAAAAAAUUAAUUCAUUUUUAAUGAGAACGCAGACAAAAACUUGUUUGUGUCUGGAUGGCCUUAAAUACUAGAUGGUAAUAAGUAUCAAGAUCAAAUAAAACGAAAAAGUUAUGAGUAGAAAAGAAAGUUCCUAUAAAUUGGUUGUUUCUGAACGUACUGAUACUGCGUUUGUUUGUUGCCAGUGAAUAACCUUCCCUCUUGAAGGUUAAUUUGGAACUACACUCUACAGCUAAAUUACGCCAUAUUUAAUCCUCGUGUGGUGAAAGUUGUCACAAAAUUGAAAAAAUGUAUAAUAUUCUUUGUAAUAUUUUGUUUAUGUAUAAUUAAGAAUUCUAGUGCAAUCAUGGCGAAAGAUCUUAACAACAGCAUAGAACAAAAUGCACCGAAUAUCAAUGAAGAAGAUGCUGAAAAGUCACUUGUUGGGAAAUUCAAAUCUAUUAUCAGCAAUACACCUUUGUCCAAAUGGUUUCGAAGGACUGAUGAUAACAGAUCAACAAUUAGGAGACGAGAUGAAGAAAACGACGAUGAAAUAAGUCAGAUGCAGCCUCCUGCAAAACGAGCAAGAUUCCCCAAUAUUGCUUCAGCAAGUAGUUUCAGUAAUUUAUUAUCUAAUAGUGAAAAUACAAUUAUAAGUGAAACGCAUAUAAAUAAAACUUACAACCACUUCCCAGAGCCAGUGGCCGGUCCUUCUGGUUUAAGAUCGCAAAAGCUGCUUAAUAGUGUUAAUAAUACUUCAAUUAGUGCUAGGAAUACAUUUAGUAAUGACUUGUUAAAUGGACACAAAGACUCUGAUAGUGAGGAAUCUACAAGUGGUUACUCAUCAGUAGCUAGGAUUGGCAGUAAGGAACAUGUUUCUCAUAGCGAAGGAAGUUCCAAACAGCCUUCUCCAUUACAAACUAAUUCACCUAAUGCUAGGUCCUUAUUUCAAAGUCCAGUUGUCAGCACAAAUCGAUCACUAUUUUCUGAGAGGACUGCAAGCCCCCAAUUAAAUACAUCUCUAAGUUCAAGGAGGCCCAGCUUCAAUGCAUCAACGUUUGGAUCUCCAAACUUUAUCGAUAAAACUAUAUCAACGGAAAAAAUAAUUAAUUCACCAUUUUAUAAUGGAACAACAAUAUAUGGAGGUGCUUCAGCAUAUGGGAGCAAACUCGGCAGAAGCGCAAAGGACCUUAGGACUUCUCUUAAAAGGUCAGUCCGUAUCAAACCUAUUAAUAGAGCCAGAGAUGGUGGAAGCUUGGUAUUAGGUAAAACAGCAAGAAAAAUUUUAGAGACUUUGGAACAGUAUAGCACUCCUGUAAAUGAUGCCAAAAAGAUACCAGUUACAUCAAAAAGAUUUCGACCUGAUAAUAGUUUAAUUGGCAGAUAUGUAGGAGUUAAUCCUUAUAUUAAACAUGGAGAAACCCCUUCAAAUAGAGAACUUCAAGUACCUACAGUGUCAGAUUUAUUGAAAAUGAAACAGAAAGCUAAGUUACAAAGCAGCACAGAGGCUGUUAGACAAAUUGCCAUAUCUUCCAAGUCAGAUUUAAAUGCUGUACCACCUCAAUCUUCAUCAAAACCUAAUGAUACGAAUCAAAAAACACCUGAAAAGUCUGAUGUAGUGGAAAAAUCAAAAGAAAAGCCCAAGAUAUCUACCCAGAAGGACAAAUCUCAAGUUCCUUCAGGUCUUCCUGUUUCAUCUCUACCUAAAAUUGACGUUCCUGCUCCUGUAACAAAGAAACCUCUUGAUAAGAUUAUCUCUUUUACAGAAAAACCAUAUGUUUUACCUAUUUCAAAACCUCAAAACGUUCCCGAAUCUCGUAGUAAUGUAGAUAUCAACAAGAACUUCCAAAGAGAUCUACCAACAGUUAACUCGCAGUAUAAGUUUUCAAAUCCUUUGGUAAUAGCUGAGAAUCUCAAGAGCAUCGUUGCAAUGAAUAAUUUCAAAUUUAGCGAACCAUUAUCAAACUGGACUAAAACUGAUUCUAACAAUGGUUUAACUACACCUUUUGCUAAACCAAUAAAAGAUAAAAAUAAUGGUCAAACUAAAAUUAAAGAUGUGUUGCCGAAUUCUUUGCUGAUGGAUAAAUUUAAACCAUCCACAGGAAUGUGGGAAUGUAGCUGUUGCCUUAUCAGGAAUCAGCCAGAAAAGACCAAGUGUGUUGCUUGCGAAGCUCCUAACCCAAAGCUGAAACCGACACAGCCUGAAUCCAAAAAAUCUUUAACAUCUUUUGGAGAAAAAUUCAAAAAGACAGAUAGUAUGUGGGAAUGCCCUACUUGCAUGAUCAGAAAUACAAUUGAUAGUGCCAAAUGUGUUGCUUGUGAAACAGUUAACCCAAAAUCUACUACAUUGGUGUCAUCUUCAUCAACGCCAGGUUUCCAUCAACCUCCAGCAAAAACCUGGGAGUGUUCCACGUGUUUGAUAAGAAACAAGGAAGAACUUAGUAAAUGUGCUGCUUGUGAGACUCCCAGAAUUAGUAAGCCAGCUGCUACCAAUCAGUUACCGAAUUCUUUUAAAAUCAAGGAUGAUGAAUGGGAAUGUACGGUAUGCAUGAUUAGAAACCAAUCAGAACAUGCUAAAUGCCAAUGUUGUGAAGCAUCCAAGCCAGGUGUCAUUUCAAAUGUAGUUGUACAAGAUACUCCAAACAAGCAGGUACCAAAAUUUAACUUUGGAAUUGAUCAGAAAUUAGCAGCUUCAUUCAGUUUUGGUAUUCCACCAUCAUCUAAGGUGCCUAGUUUACCAAAACCUGUGGAACCAGUUGUGACAGUUGUAGAUGCCCCAAAGACAAAUAAUACCACAUCGACACCUACUUUUUCAUUUGGUGCUACUACCAAAAAUGAGAAGGAAAAACCUGUUGAAGUUGCUAAACCAGCUGAAAAUAAAACAACUUUGCCAAUUUUAGCUCCAAGUACAGCAGUAGUUAAACCUGUUGUUAGUGUACCACAGAAUACUGAAGCUAAAUCAACUUUCAAAAUCACUACUACUUCUACACCAACUCCUGUGGUUUUAAGUGAUACUACAGACUCUACUGGUACCAAACCUGCUACUCUAAUUACUUUUAAUGCACCUGCUAAGCCAACAUUUAGCUUUGAAGCUAAAGAAGACAACAAAGACAAGGCUGCAAAAACUGUUUCUUUGGUACCAAAGUUUGAAUUUGGAAAAUCUACAAAUCUCCCAUCAUCCAAAGAGGUCCAAAAGCAACCUACUGCAGCUCCAAUGUUUUCGUUUGGAGAUACACAAAAACCUGUCAGUUCUGCUUCCGUAUUUGGCCAAAAUAAAUUGCCCGUCUUAACUAACAGUGUUGCAAAACCUGCUCCCACUUUUGGAGCUGCAGGUAGCAAAGCUUUGAAUUCAUCGGUUUCCAAACCUGUAGAAACCAAGCCGUUUUCCUUUACGAAGGCACCGGACAGUGGGGAACCCGCUAGUAAGGCGACAAUGUUUAAUUUUGGCCAGUCUGCGGGAUCUGCAAUGAACGCACAGCCUACUACACAAGCCGCCGGAUUCAAUUUCGGCCCGGUCACAAAAUCUCCCGUAUUCAACUUUUCCGCCGCUAAAAAUGAAGCGCCAGCCGGGCCGACGGGAGCUCCAGCUGGUCCAACAGCAGUUCAGUUUGGUGUACCCAUUACCAGUGGAAAUAAGAAUGGGAUAUUCACGUUUGGAGGCCCCUCUCAAAAUGCGGCACCUACAAAAACUGGUUUUAACUUUGGCGCUCCCUCGGCCGCUCCAUCUACUGGAUUUAAUUUUGCAGGUGCAGCAGCAGCUGCCCCGGGAGCACCAGUAGCACCUACGGGAGGAUUCAAUUUCACCACGACAACUUUUGAUGCAACAGCCAAACCUUCCUUCAAUUUUUCUGAAAAUCCUGUGACAUUUUCAGCCCAACCAACGGACGGCGGUCUAGCAGCGCCCAGAAAGAUAAAGAGAGCAGUCAGGAGGACGCGAUAGUUGUACUGCAGUGUAAAUAUGGUCGGACAUAAAGUAUUCUUAAGUAAGCGAUUGUUUGUGGGUGAGAAGUGAGUGUUAGAUUAAUAACAAGUUGGGUAGUUAUAACUUGUCAUAAUCUCUGACUGGAAACCGUGUAAGAUAAAAUUCAAAAUAAAAUAUUAUGUCCUAAUCUUUUAUUUUAAAACUUUUUAAACUCGAUAAUUCAAUUUAAUUUUUUUUUAAUCAAACUGCAAAAGUGAUUUUAAUUAUCCAAUAAGCACUGAAAUCGUUACAGGGUGAUUGAGAAAUAUGUAUUUAGGUUACGAAUGGCAAGAAAUAAUAAUAAUAAUGAUGAUUAAAUUUGAAAAUUAGCAGCUUCUGAGUGAAAAAGUAUUAGUUAUUUGUACGCCCUAUACGAGUCGUAUAACUUCUGAAUAACAAUUUAUUUCUUACGCUUCUUAUUUAGUGCAAUUCUGAUGUAACGGUGAUUUUGAAGGGUUAUAAUAAUCCGACUUUGUCAUGUAACUUAUUGUAUUUUUAAAUAUUAUAGUGGGGAAUGUGUAUAUUAUAUUAAAAAAAAAAGACAGCAAAAAACAGGGGAAUUUUGUUUUCAGACCGAUAAAUGUUAGCCUAGGUAUUUUAAUAGUUCAGGCGAUCCGUGAAAAUUGUACGAAAACCCGCAGAAGUCCAACUUUUUGAAACGCUUGUAAUAUAAUGUUGAAAUUGUAGAAAAUUUAUGAUAAUACCCGGGACUCGCGGAGCGAAAGAUUAAUAUUCACAGAUACGCUUGAUGUACAGGGUGUUUAUUUUUAUUCUUUUUUUUUAAUGUCCAUCGUUAAGGAGUCUCAGAAAUAAAAAAAAACGGUAGUAAAUAAAUUAUUGGUGCAACAAUUUGGGGUUUUAAGAUCAAUAGUUGCAUAAUUGCAUAUUAACAUGUGGAAAAGAUAUUUGGAGGUGCUGAAGGUGUAUAAAAAAGCAAAAAAGAAAAAAUCAGAAUGAAAGACAGAAAAAUGUGUGACACCUAAACAUUCAGUUCAGUCUCCCCUAAGUACUGCAAAUCAGUCAAGUUUGAAGUGGUAUUAGAUUAUCCUAAAAAAGCUAUUGGGGGGUACAACUUUUCUGAUAGUAGUAAUAGCAGCUAUUCUUUGUAUUCAAGUAAAAAUUAUCAUGUAUUUGCUAACGACAGUUAUUCAUCUACCUCUUCUCCUAGCUUACCAGAAUUUUCUGUUUUUAAAACUCCCCAUACCCCGCUCUUACUAGUUAUUCAUACCAAGAUCCUCCUAGCGCUUUGGCUUGCAAUUUCAGUAAUUAUGCCAAACAAUUUAGUAAUCA
This is a messenger RNA of Psylliodes chrysocephalus, 5318 nucleotides long. The record is from the annotation of a GenBank genome assembly. Lineage: Eukaryota; Metazoa; Arthropoda; Insecta; Coleoptera; Chrysomelidae.